AUGGGCUUCGCCGCGGCCCAAAGCCCAGCUCCCGCGUCAAUGCGAUUCGCUGCUACUGUGAUCGAGCUGUUUCCAGCUCCAGAAAGCUUGCUUUUAGGGCCAUUGACGCAGUACAGGAGCUUAGUAGACCAAGGGAAGCUGCAGCAUGAUCCGAACCAAGAAGCGGUGGCUUCGCAGCUGGAGAAUUUGCUGGGGAGAUUAGAGAAGUAUGAGAGAGAUAUGGAGGAGUAUCAUACAAGUUUGGCCAAUUGGGAGAAGAAGAGAGAGAAUGAGAGGAGGAGGAUUUUGAUGGAGGAAGCUGAGGGUAAGCAGAAGGAUGAUUCAGGGAACAACCAAGGGAAUAAGGUUUUCGGGAGAUGGAUGUCCAAGAAAAGACCUGAGAAUGUAGAACCUGGAGUUGGGAAAUGGGUGUCGUACCUUAAUCGGGAGAGGAAGUUGGAUUCGGUUGUUGGACGUCGGCCAACUGCUCCUGCUGCGCCGAAAGGACUGUAUAUUUAUGGCAAUGUUGGAAGCGGAAAGACAAUGCUUAUGGACAUGUUCUAUAGUGCCACCGAAGGAAUUGUUAAGCAUCGAAAGAGAUAUCACUUUCAUGAGGCUAUGUUGAAAAUUAAUGAACAGAUGCAUCAGACUUGGAAAAACCAAGUGGCGGAUAAGUCGUUGCAGUCCAGCAUUGCCAAUUGGAUAAUGAGUCUACCCUUUGAUUCAAAGGUCAAGGAGUGGGUAGCUGCAGAAGAGAACUACAAACAACAGGUUCAGAUGAAAAACAUCCUUCCAGCUGUAGCAGAUAAACUUCUCCUAGACCGGCAGGCAGAUCAAAAGGGUGGCAGCAUUCUUUGUUUUGAUGAGAUACAGACUGUUGAUGUAUUUGCUAUUGUGGCCUUAUCUGGAAUUGUUAGCAGAUUGUUAAGUACUGGAACUGUUUUUGUGGCCACCAGUAACCGAGCACCAACAGACUUAAAUCAGGAUGGUAUGCAAAAGGAGAUCUUCCAAAAGUUUGUUGCCAAAUUGAAUGAGCACUGUGAGAACGUUCUGAUUGGAAGUGAGGUAGAUUACCGCCGUGUUAUAGCUCAAAAUCAAAGAUCUAAGGAUCAGGAGCACUACUUUUGGCCUUCAGACAGCAUUGCUCUGGAGAAAUUUGAGAGAAAGUGGGAUGAAGUCACAAACCAAGUAGGUGAACCGAUCACCUCGAGUACUAUUUCGGUGAUGUUCGGAAGAAAAUUGGAGGUUCCUGAAAGCUGUAAUGGAGUAUCGAGAUUCUCCUUUGAGUACCUAUGUGGCCGGCCUGUAGGUGCAGCAGAUUAUAUUGCAGUAGCAGAAAAUUAUCAUACUGUUUUCAUAUCUGGCAUUCCAGUUAUGAGUAUGCGUAUCCGUGAUAAGGCACGGAGGUUUAUUACCCUCGUUGAUGAAUUAUACAAUCAUCACUGCCGCCUAUUUUGCUCUGCAGCUUCUUCUAUUGAUGAUUUGUUUCAAGGAACUGAUGAGGGUGUACUUUUUGAUCUAGAGAGUUUCCAGUUUGAAACAGAGACAGAAGGUGCAAAACUUAGGCGUGAUGUUUUAGCAGGAGGGAAUGUUAGUUCAGGAGGUGCCCCGACUGGUUUAGUAUCCAUGCUAUCUGGUCAAGAAGAACUGUUUGCUUUCCACCGAGCAGUUUCACGACUGAUAGAAAUGCAGACGCCUGUCUACUUGGAGGGAGUUCAUAGUCUUCAUCCUUAUUUCCAGAGACAACGUCAAAAUUCUGGAUAUAUUACUGCAGAAAACUUACAACCUCAGUUGACUUUCUAAGAAGCAGAAUUGUGGUACCAAUAUCAAUCCUUCCUGUACAUUUA
Molecule: messenger RNA, 1826 nt
Organism: Fragaria vesca subsp. vesca
Lineage: Eukaryota; Viridiplantae; Streptophyta; Magnoliopsida; Rosales; Rosaceae
Product: lactation elevated protein 1-like
Exons: 14
Coding region: 1-1782 (593 amino acids)
Cellular component (GO): cytoplasm; mitochondrion
Molecular function (GO): ATP hydrolysis activity; ATP binding
Source: RefSeq, a predicted model, not a curated record